Molecule: messenger RNA, 387 nt
Organism: Hydatigera taeniaeformis
Lineage: Eukaryota; Metazoa; Platyhelminthes; Cestoda; Cyclophyllidea; Taeniidae
Source: the annotation of a GenBank genome assembly
AUGGUGGAAGUGGAUGGUCUAUCUCAAUCCAACGAUUUGGCUUUGACUUCUACAGCGCCUCUUUGGCAAAACCUGAUCAAGGCAUCUCCUCUUGUGGCCUUGGUUACGUUUGGAAUUCCAUUGGCCUGCCUCUCCUGUUUGGUGUAUUGCAUAUGUUGCAGUCCUUUUGACGCUCUGGACGAUGCCGAAUAUGACUCAGCCGCGGCUAGCGAAGCUAGACGAGCACGCCUGCUAGACCGCAAAUUCUUGGAAGCUCAACUCACAUCCGCAACUUACGAAGACACUAUCAGAGCCAGAUCCAUCUACAGCAGCGAGAGCAAGCGCCUAAAUUUGAAAGGCCGACAUGGUGCAACCACCGCUCUUCAAGAUGGUAGGCGUUGGUUGUGA